Aspergillus calidoustus is the source of this 2036-nucleotide messenger RNA. The record is from the annotation of a GenBank genome assembly. NCBI's taxonomy places the organism in Eukaryota, Fungi, Ascomycota, Eurotiomycetes, Eurotiales, Aspergillaceae.
CGACGCCUCCUGAAAAUCUCAGAGGCCAUGCCGGCCUUGUGACCCGCUUGAUUGCUUCCUCGGCUCUUGACUCAACUUUGAUGGUUGGAGCCUCACUCCUCAUGACUACACUGCCUGGUUGCUUUGCAUAGCCACACGGCUGCAAGCAACAGGUCCCUCUGUCCAGACAUAUUCUCCUUCCUUGCGGCAUUUCCACUUCGAGACACAUCGAACAAUAAAACAAUAGUAGACCAUCGCGGCAUCCACCGUCCCGAAUGGCACCACAGCCCCGGGUCCCACAUGUAGCAUGUUCAAGGCUGAUGAAACUGAAAACGAUGCAUUUUAGCAAACUGACUGCUCAAAACGAAACCAACUCGGAGAGGAAGACGAUGGGAGCUGGGUAUCUCAAGGCGCUGUCAUCAACUUCUCGCGUCGUAGUCAACCCAAAACACGCCUCGCUUUGUCUGUGGAGUCCACCUCUGUCCUCUGGACUCCGUACUCCCUACCCCCUGAGAGUCAGACUGUUGUACAUCCCGUCCCGUCCGCAUGGAGCCCUCACCCGUCCCCGUCCCAGCCGCAGUGUCACAGCCACAGCCAGACCCAUCGCCAUCCGGCCCGGAACCCACAAUAUCGAUGAUACCGAUCGGCACACAGCAGUCACACAGCCUCUGGACCUCCAUCUCCGGUCCCGCCGCAGCCCAGAAUCAGAAUCGUAAUCAGGAUCAGGAUCCGGAUCCGAAACCCUUAUCCAAAUCCCGCAAAAGUCCGCUCGUCGUGAUCAUCGCCGGCGCCGGCGACGUCGCGGCGUCGUAUGUUGCUCUCGAGCGCCUUCUUCGCCCCUUUACACGGGUGUUUCUCUAUGACCGGACGGGGCUUGGCCAGAGCCAGUCUGCGCCUGAGGGGUAUAGACCAAAUGCGGUGCGUGCAGCAGAGGAAUUGCACGCCCUCCUAAGCACUACAAAACAAACCCAACCAGAGCUGGUCUCUGAUCCCACUUCCUAUAUCCUGGUAGCACACUCGUACGGCGGGAUCAUCGCGCGCGAAUUCCUACACCUGUAUCCAGAGACCGUAGCCGGGAUGGUCCUCGUCGACUGCGCGACGGAGCGCUCGUCUGAACUGCUUACAUUCCCGGACCCGAACAUCGUCGCCGUCAUGGGCGAUUUGAAUUUCGCGCGGGUGACGGGGUUAAGACGGGAUACGGUGCUCUCGGAUGAGGAGUGGAGGGUUCGGGCGAGGGAUAUACGGGCUGGUGCGGAGAUGGCGGGUGCCGAGGCAAGGAGUUUUGUUGAGGUUUGCGAGACGCUUCAAGCGAAAGAGCAGGUUAAGAGUCAAGCUCUGGGCGACCGACCACUCGUCGUGAUCCGUGCGAAAGGGGUGAGGGACUACGAACUGAUUUACGAGGCUGGCCUUAAAGCUGGCUAUGGGAGUCCCGAGCAGCAGAAGGCGUUUCGGGAGCUGCUGGAUCGGUGGGAGGGGAUUGAUAGAGAGGUGCAGGAGGGGCAGCUGGGGCUGUCGAGGGUGAAUAAACUCGUUAGGGUCGAGGAUUGUGGGCAUAAUGUGCAUCUUGUGAGGCCGGAGGUUGUUGUUGAGGGGACUCGGUGGGUUUUGGAUGUGAUUUCGCGGGGGGAGUGUAAUGAUGGGAUUAGAGAGUGAGCUUGAUUGCUUCUGCAACUAGUUAUCUGCUAACUAAUGGCGGCGGUUGAGCUUGUUCACGUCGCGCGCGUGCUUGUAGACGAGCUCUUUGGCUUCGGCGCUGUUCUCUGUUAGUAUGCAUCAUGCCUUCAGGGGACUAAAUAGGGGGCGUACUCGUCAAGAUAGAUGGUGAAUCCAUCGUCGUGGUUCCGUCCGUAGGAGUACCCAGAGAACCCGAAUUGCCAGUACAUGUCCGGCAUCUUCUCCUUUAGACUGAUCUUCUGCCAGCCCCCGACAGCCUCGAGGCGGGUGAUGUUCGACACCGUCCCGAGGUUAUUCCAGCGGCCCUCGUCGGUCAGCCAGCCUACACGAAUUAGCCCUUGAUCCUGAUAAAGCAAAGACGAGAGAAACUGCGGAAAACUCAC